GGACUUAACAAUAACAAGGUGUAAGGUGAGCAAGUUGUGAAACUAGACGAGGCUUUGUUAAACAGAACAAAAAUUUUCAGGAUUCAUUCUAUCCAUCUUUGUUGUUGUUCAAGUUUUCGCUGAAUACAACAUCAGAGUUGCGAGUACCAUUUUUGUUGCAUGUAUAAUGUACUACUAGUCGUAGUCGUUGGCGUUGUGACUUUCAACUUGCUUUUGUGUCGGACGAAAUCGAAAUCGAAAUAGUCAAAAAGAAUGAACACUGAACUCGAACUUGCUCAGGAGCUGCAUGGCCACGAGAAGGCCGUGCGGUGCAUGACCACGCUCAAGAAUGGAAACAUUCUGUUAUGUGAGUGGAAGUCGAGCUUUGAUCAUGAGUCGAUGGAUAAUAUAGAAUUUUCUCCAGAGAAGUGAGACAAAGUUGAUUAUAGUUGUCUAGUUCUAGUACACUCGUCGCGGCACUCACUAAAACUUCUAGGAUAGGGGACUGUCGUUUCCCUUUCGGAAAUGGUAGGAGCUGAUCUUCGUUGCAAAUUAUGAAUUCCUAAUUCUCGUUGUCCUUGUACUUUACUUCUAGGGCCUUUCUAAUUCUCACCGGUGGCGUCGAUGCCCUCGUCUGUAUGUGGAAGGCGGUUUAUGACGAGGGAACCAAAAAGCUGAAGCACUUCGACUUGGAAAAACGCUUACACCACCAUUCAGACUUCGUCUACUCGUUAUGCGAUGGUGUUGGAGAUGAGUACUUCUACUCUGGAGGUAAGGAAAAAACGAUCUUCAAAAUGGGAUACGAUGGGCUGCGACAAUUGCAAUUCUUCGGUCACGAGGGAGCUGUCUGUAGCUUAGCGGAAAGAGGGGAAGAAUUGUUUAGCGGUAAAGAAAAAUGAUGAUGUUGAAAGUAAAGAUUUAAAUUACUUAAUCCUUUUGAUGCCUCUUCCUAUGUAGCUUUUCACUUCAACUAUAAUAGUUACAACAUAGAAGAUAUUCUUAUUCUUUGUGAAGAACCUACGCCUAGAAGCAGAUUCCAUCUUCAUCUAUUUACUUCCCCUUGCUCUCGUCUUCAGGUUCCUGGGAUGGCACCUUGCGCAUCUGGCAUACCCAGACUGGGGCACAAGUACGCAAGAUUGACGCGGGAACACAUGCAAUUACGCUUUGUUUGUUGCCAACUGGUGAGAUCGCAACAGGCAGUCAAGAAGCGACGAUAAAGAUCUGGAAAUCUGAUGGAUCCCUCAUCCGGACAUUGGAGGGACACACGGAUAUCGUGAGGAAAAUACUGUACAACCCGACGGCGACCUGCUUGAUUUAUGGCUACGUACAACUACUUUCUUACACUCUCUGAUUGAGAUUGAGAAGGGAAAAAGGCAUUUUUGUCAAUGCGUGCGUUACACAUGUAUGUGGCCUUAUGCUAGAUUCUCAAGCGGUUCCUUGUCCUUCUGCACGUACUUACUUACACCUUUCAUAUAUCGAGUUGUAGCAACGACGCGAUGAUAAAGUUCUGGAGUUUAGACGGACUGGAAAUGACGCAGUUGCAGGGACACGAGAGUUUUGUUUUCGACAUCUGCCUCGCUUCAGGAAAUCAAACCAGUAGCGACUUCCCGAACAAACUGUUUAGCGGAGCGGACGAUCGAAUGGUAGGAAAGUAGGUUUGAUUCAGAUAUUCAUAUCCUAGACGCCUGUGAUGAGCAUGAUAAGAAUGAAUUUCUCGUCGUGAGCUACUUGUAUUUUUUGAAGAUGUUAGUUUUACUAUUAUGCAAACCACACGAGCACGUCUUCAACCACAGCUGAAAGUAUGGAACCUCGAUAACACUGCUGCGGCACCGUUGCAAUCGAUUUUACAUGCAAAUACGAUUUGGGCUGUCUCAAGUUUGGCCAAUGGUGAUGUUGCUACCGCUUGUGCCGAUGGCGUCGUUCGAGUGUGGACCACUGAGUCUGAUCGCUUUGCUACAGAGGAACUGCGAGCCAAAAUGUCCUCAGAAGCAGUGUCCGCGGCAGCAGAGGCCAGCAAGCAGGGUGCAGCUGGAGUUUCACUCAUUAUGCAGAAGACACUUAUAAAUUGUGAUUCUGAACAAGCAGUUGCAGUAUCUCUAGCAGAAGAAGUUCUUGACAAUCCCGCCUAUGUCCAGCCGAAAUAACUACAGUUACUUCUACUUCGUCCGCGUCGAAGACGCUGGUCUUCUUGAUUUUACUACACCAUUUUCAUGCCCACAACCUCUAAAGACAAAGACGUAGCAGACGUCUCAGAUAUGCCAAAGACUAGAGGUAAAAAGAACGGUGAGAUCAAAAUGUUUAAAACGGGAUCGACGAUAAACGCGUACUCGUGGAACGGACGCGAGUGGGAUUUGAUAGGUGAAGUUACAGGGAGACCGCGGACAGCCUAUGAGGGAGAUCAGUUUUUUCCCGCUGGCGAGUACGACUACGUUUUCGACGUGGAAGUGGGCGAGGGUGGUCGUACGGCGAAACUCCCAUACAACGAAGGCGAUAAUCAACUGGUGACGGGUGAGAAGUUUUGUUAUGGACCUCACUAGGUAGUGCAUCUAUGUUGGUAGUGCAUUUAUGUUGGUAGUGCAUUUAUGUAGGUAGUGCAUCUAUGUUGGCCCUCACUAGGUAGGUUGAAAAGUAUGAGAGAGGAUUUCACUGCGGUACUCUUCAGGGAUGUAGUUGGGAGAGGGACAAUUCUGGAUAGCUCUAAGUUUGCGCAAGAGAAGGAAUUCACAAAAGUAUGCUGGAGCAGAUAACCCAGUUCUUGCGGCAGCAGACGGGCUCGGCGGGGGGAGCAAAUAGAGCGGUAUUUGUAUUUGAUCGUACUAGACUUCUGCUGCCACGAGCAAGUCGCUUUUAGCCCAUCAUCAUCGUGAUCUUCCUGCAAAUAGAGGAAAACUAACAUCACUAGCUCACAUCCAUCUCUUGUUAUACUGUUUCACACUUGCACUUGCACAACUCCUUCUACAUUCUCCCCUACAACUACACAGCCAACGCUUGAGCAGCGUGCUGGCAACGGGCACACACCCGCUCAAAAUGGUGGCACAACUGGCUCGUCUACCUCCUCUAGUGCGCCAUCGAGGCCGAAAAUGAAGCAUUUUCCUGUAGACCAGGCACAAUAUUUCGACCAAGGCAAGCUCGAAGCAGCGCAAGCGAAAAUACUCGAGUUCAAUGCGGAAUUUGAAGAUGGGAAUACAGAAAUGAAGAUGGACACAAUCGAUAUUCAACACUUCGAAGAAGCAAUUAAGAAAUUGGGAUGUACUAAAACAGUUAGACAAGUACAAAAACUACUUCUUUUCCCACUACGGAGGUUUCGAAAUCGAAGAGAAGUUUUGAUUCGUUGAAAGAAGAAGAGCAAGAUUGAUUACCUACUUGUUCAUGUUGUUCUCUUCAUAAUACAAUGUCAAUGCAUUCCUAUUCCUAAUGAUCCUAUAUAAUUCGACUAUUCAAAAUCAUUAACAUUGAUUGGUUCUCUUUCCGUUUCAAUCCCCACGACUUCUCCCAUCUAGAAGAUAUCCUUCCCCACCUACCACUACCACAGCCCGAGCAUCGAAAGAUUUCAGGCCUAUCGAGCGGGAUCUGAUAUGGAAAAAAUGUGGUAGUUGGCCAGAAGAAAAGCUAUUUCCAGUAGUAGAUGUUUGGCGACUGUUUCUGUUACAUCCUGGCAGUGCAGAUAUCUUCAAAGGAACCGACCGUGGCUACAGCUAUAUCAGCUUCGUCUUAAAGCUGCUCAAGAAGAACUUGAAGACGCCAUUAGGUACUUAAUCAAGUUAGGGAUAUCUUUUGGCUCUUUCUUCCCUUUAAUCAAACGCGGGCUAGGAAGGGUUAGUGAGGGGUUGAGAUAUUAUGUUUGAACCUUUCAUCUGGAAAAAAAUGACAGUAGUAGCUGCGUCUGCGGCGAUUCCCUUAAUUAUAUCUCUCUACUCGACUGACUCUGACUCCCUCCUUAUUUCUACUGACCCUCAUUUCCAAGUCUUCAGCCUCAGCAGGUGACGUUCCACUCAGUAUCUAUCAAGGUGACCUCAGCUUCAGCUACCUCCUCUAUCGUCUCCACUUACAGGUAUAUCCUGCGCUAGGUGGUUGGCGAACGUCUUUGCGUCGUUUACGGCGCGAUCCGUUUUGUUCGACAAGCGUGGUUUUCUCAUCGAGGGUCUGCACGAAAUAGCGCAAGGAUGCGACGGGGAUGCGAUGCAUAAGCUGGUGAAGCUCUCGCUUGCUAUUAAGGCUUACAACAAUUACUGUCUUCUUAGUUUAUUUUGAACUUUAUUUGUUUUUACAACUGAGUCAGACUGUUGACUGACACUGAGUAGAAAUACAUGGAUGACGAGAUACUAAAAAGUUCGACAAGGAAAUUAUCGAAGUCGGCUUCUCCUCCCCUCCAUCGUUCUUAUCUCCCAUCCCCCCAUCUUCUAACCUCCCAUGCCUGAUGAACCUUAGUAUGGUUUUCGUCGACCGUAAGGAUCUCAAGGGUCGAUCAGAAUUGCUGGAUUUGUUCGCAUUCUACCUUUCUGGACCCUUGGGAGGUGCUGCAAAACCCGAGGAUGGCGAAGCAGUGUAUCGAAUUUUAGUAGGAGUAGGGAACUUCCUCUUCGACCAAAGUGUGAAACUGAGCUACGACUUCGCGGGAAAGCUGGCACAGGUAGUUUCAGGCUGUGGAGCAAAAGCAAGUGAGGCAAAAGUCAAAGAAAUAUGUGCAGAUUUGACGAAGCUAGGUCCGGAGGUGCAAGGAGGGGAAGAUAAUGGAAAACUAACUGGUUAAAGAUGACUAGUAGCAGUGAGAAAGGACAACAUGAUGUUGUUGCGUUUGCGAGGAGCUUUAUUUUGGCCCAUCUAUCAUGCUAAGAUCUAGUGGUCGACGUCGAUAAUGAUUUUUUUUGGUUUCAUCUUCAUAUUGAUGUGGACAUUUGACCAAGCUUACUUACUUUCACCUGCGCCAAGACGAAAGACAAAGUGGAGUCGUCCGCGGCACAGCAGCAACAAGUGGGAGGGGUGCCUCCACUGCCCUCGCUAUCAGACACAUUUCCUAGUAAAUAUCUUUGCGUUGAGGUAAACAAGAUCACAAACAAUAAGAUGAGCAUCUUCCCUCAAAACGACAAAAUAUGACUGUUAUGUGACAGCACACCAUAUAAUCCCAUUCAACUAGGAUGAGGAGGUCUACACGACUAUAACUGGCUGUCGCUUUGCAUAUCCUGAAAUCCCCUAUUUUGGAAAGCCGUUCCAUUUGGUCGCGACUCGCUCCACUUGGUUGCGUCUCGUUUUGCGUCGUUCUCUUAUCCCUUGUGGGCAGGCCGCUGCGUUUUCAGAGCUACACACCAUGGUCCCACCUGGCUCUCUGCAGCAACAUCGCCGGCCUUGCCUACAGCGCGGACGCGGAAUUUGAAGGGGCGCGUCGAAAUCCGCAUUUUUUCGAAGAACGGAUGAGGAGGUCUACACGACUAUAAAUACAGCUUGGCUCCUCGCAUGACCCACCACGCGUACGCAUACGGGCGGUUCGGUUGUGACGUGUCCUCUACUUGUGAUGACGAUGUUAUUCUUGCAGGCAUGUUUCAUUUUUAUAGGAACUGGAACAGAGCAGCACAAAGAUAAAAACGAGAU
Molecule: messenger RNA, 5565 nt
Organism: Amoebophrya sp. A25
Lineage: Eukaryota; Dinophyceae; Syndiniales; Amoebophryaceae
Source: the annotation of a GenBank genome assembly